Rodentolepis nana is the source of this 429-nucleotide messenger RNA. NCBI's taxonomy places the organism in Eukaryota, Metazoa, Platyhelminthes, Cestoda, Cyclophyllidea, Hymenolepididae. The record is from the annotation of a GenBank genome assembly.
AUGACGUCGAAAUCAAAAAAGUUACUUAAGGUUAUCGACGGACUUCGUGCUUGGAACUUAGCUGCCUCUGUUUCUGGAAAUAGUCAUAAAUCUGGAUUAGAUAUCAAGGAAAUAUUAAAAAGUGAUCACUUUCAACUGGGCACUAUCGUAAAGCAUGGAUUCCCCUAUCAGCCUUCAUGCAUGGCAUUUGAUCCUGUUCAACGGAUUCUUGCUAUUGGAACUAAGAAUGGAUGUAUAAAAUUAUUGGGAAGACCUGGUGUCGAAUUUCAUCUUGAGCAUCCUAACCCUGCAGCUGUCCUUCAGCUAAUCUUUCUCGUUAAUGAAGGCGGAUUGAUAUCCAUCUGUGCAGAUGAUGUCGUCCACCUUUGGAAUAUCCGUCAAAAACCUCCUGAUAUCGUACAUUCUCUACAAUUCAAACGUGAAACGUGA